This is a messenger RNA of Pimephales promelas (fathead minnow), 1383 nucleotides long. The record is from RefSeq and is a predicted model, not a curated record. Lineage: Eukaryota; Metazoa; Chordata; Actinopteri; Cypriniformes; Leuciscidae.
AUGUCGGUCGCCAUGUUGCCCUCCAUCGAGGGGCAACACGAGCAACAACUGGAGGAAGAGGCUGCAAAACCCCAGGAGCCAGAGCGCACCAUCUCACCUCCACCCAGUGAAGCCAAACAUCGCAGCCUUGUCCAGAUCAUCUAUGAUGAAAACAGGAAAAAAGCAGAGGAGGCUCACCGCAUCCUGGAGGGACUCGGACCCCGAGUAGAGCUGCCUUUGUACAACCAGCCGUCUGAUACCAAACAGUACCAUGAGAACAUCAAGAUAAAUCAGGCAAUGAGGAAGAAGCUCAUUCUGUAUUUCAAAAGAAGAAAUCAUGCUCGGAAGCAGUGGGAACAGAAAUUCUGUCAGCGCUACGACCAGCUAAUGGAGGCCUGGGAGAAGAAAGUCGAGCGCAUUGAGAAUAACCCACGCCGCAGAGCCAAAGAGAGCAAAGUGCGGGAGUACUAUGAAAAGCAGUUUCCUGAGAUCCGCAAACAGAGAGAGAUGCAGGAACGCAUGCAGAAUAGAGUGGCUCAGCGAGGUGGAGGUCUGGCCUCAGGGGCCCGCAGCGAACAUGAGGUUUCUGAGAUCAUCGAUGGCAUUUCAGAGCAAGAGGAAUCCUCAGCCUUGAAUUCAGAGAAGCAGAUGCGUCAGUUAGCCGUCAUUCCUCCCAUGUUGUUUGAUGCCGAACAGCAGAGGAUAAAGUUCAUCAACAUGAACGGGCUGAUGGACGAUCCCAUGAAGGUCUACAAAGAUAGACAGGUCAUGAACAUGUGGAGCGAACAGGAGAAGGACACUUUUCGUGAGAAGUUUAUCCAGCACCCAAAAAACUUUGGCCUAAUAGCCUCCUUUCUGGAGAGAAAGACGGUGGCUGAGUGUGUCCUGUUCUACUAUCUGACUAAGAAGAAUGAGAACUACAAGAACAUUGUUCGCAGGAACUACCGUCGCCGAGGCAGGAGCCAGAAUAACCAACAGACCCAGCAACAGGUGAACCGCAACAACCAGGAGGAGAAAGAAGAAAAAGAAAAGGAGAAAGAGAAAGAGAAGGAAAAGGAGGGAGAACGCGAGGAGGAAAAAGCAGAAGGAGAGGAAAAAGAGGAUGGCAUGAAAGAUGACACCUCUGGUGAGGACGGGGAGGAGAAAGAGCCUCCUGUAGCCGUUAAAGGCCGUCGCACCGCAAACAGCCGCGGACACCGGAAAGGACGAGUCACCCGCUCUAUGACCAACGAGCAGGAAGAGAACACUUCACCUCUCAGCAGUGAACUAGCUAACCUGGAGAUGAACGAAAGCUCUCGCUGGACUGAAGAGGAGAUGGAGACGGCAAAGAAAGGUCAGUACUUAUUUUGUGUGUUUGUGUAUUUUGUCACUACUGUGUUUAUUGAAUAGACAACAUUCCCACUG